Molecule: messenger RNA, 576 nt
Organism: Dinoponera quadriceps
Lineage: Eukaryota; Metazoa; Arthropoda; Insecta; Hymenoptera; Formicidae
Exons: 4
Coding region: 28-534 (168 amino acids)
Source: RefSeq, a predicted model, not a curated record
CCUGCCCCGCUGGUUCGACGUAACGAGAUGUCGCUGAUUAUGCGUCCGCUGUUUCGGAACAGUGUCUGCCUCGUUCUGCUCGCGAUGACGGCGUUCUCCGCGCAUUCCGGAAGGACGAUCAGGGCACUGGCUUUCCGCAAGGGCAGCACCUUUUUCUAUCGGCUGAACUACAAGAUAAACUCGUUCCCUUACACCCGCAUCUUCGCGCAAGCGGCGGGCUUCAAGGCGGCAUGGGAAUUGCCGACCGGCGGGCUACGGAUCGUCCGGUCUGUCUCCGACAUCCGCGAGCACGCCGAGCUCGUAUAUGAAAGUCACGGCUUCAACGGUCGCUCCUGCUUACUGAAGAGCAUCUGUCAGGUAUCGCAAUACACGGAGGGACAGGACGGCGUUAUAAGGAAGAUACUGAAGCUACUCACGGGGUCGUAUAUUAAUAACGGCACUUGGCACGAGGAUCCGCUGCUCUGCGAACGUCACGUCGAGGACUGCCCUUUGCAACUGAUCGGGCUAAAUAGUUUUGCAGAGGACGCCGUAUGACCGCUUGUAUUUAUCGUGCAUAAAUCGUCGCUGUGAGUUACG